AAAUAAUUUAUUUAGAAUUUGUGGAAAACCACUAAAAUAAAUUUGUUACUUCUUGCGAAAAACAUAAUUUUAGAUAAACACAAUUGAUUAAAGUAUAAAUCAGGCUCAAAAUGGUCGUUUCACCUCAAAGCCCCGCGAGCGAGUCUCAAAGCGCACAAGUCAAGAAAGGCAAUAUGGCUACCAAACAAUCUUCUGUGGCAGACACUAGAGCAGAAUUAGCAGAGCUCGUUAAACGGAAGGCUGAAGUGGCUGAAACUCUAGCUAGUCUGGAAAAGCAAAUCUAUGCCUUUGAGGGUUCAUAUUUGGAAGACACACAGUUGUAUGGUAACAUCAUAAGAGGUUGGGAUCGGUAUUUGACUACCAACAAAAGUACAAACUCUAAAGCAGACAAAAGAAAUAGAAAAUUCAAGGAGGCUGAGAGAUUGUUUUCAAAAUCAUCCAUUACUUCUAUUGCUGCUGUAAGUGGACUGGUUGAUCCAGCUGACCCAAAAAAUGAAAGAAAUAGUGAAACCGAGUCGCAGACUAAUGAAGAUUCAUCAGACACCCAACUGAGCAGCAAUAUGGCAAUUGGAAGCUUGAAUCAUACAACCAUACAUGGCUCUACAGAAAGCAUCGCCUCUAAACCAUCUGGUAAACAACAUACUAAUGGUGGUAUCGAAAAAACUAUGAGCACAUUGCUGGCUAAACAAAAUGUUACACCAAAAAUGAAUACAUCUGGUAUCGUUCAUCAAAAAAGCUAUCCAAGUGACACAAAAAUGUUAGCUGCAGUCGGACUAGACAGUCGUCCUGGCACUCCGAAAGACAAGGAUCUCAGCAUGUUAACUAAGGGAGACUCUACACCAAACUCUCUGAAACAUAAGCUAUCUAGUAGUAGUAGUGGUAGCGUAAAGAAAAGCAACAACAAAAAAGCAAGGCACCGGUAAACAAAUGAGUGUAGGAGAUUAAUUAAACUGCAAGAGAUUCAAUUUUUAUAAUAUUUCUUAUUUGGAUUUAGCUAGCCUUUAAUAAUGCAGUAAAAUAAUAAUAAUGUUAAAUAAAAAUUUGAUGACAACACUUUUUAACCUAACAAUUCUAAAAGGAUAUUAAUUUUAUCACAUUUGUAAGUCACUUAAUAAUUAAAUACAUUUAAAUACAUAAUUUUACAUUAAUAAUAAUCUGUCACUUCUAGAAAAUGUCCUUAAACUUAACUAGUUUUCAGAGAAGUACUGUUUGAAUCUUGAAUCUGAAACAAUGGUAAUUUUUAAUUACAAAAUUAUAUCAAUCCUUCGAUUGUGGAUUCUUGGAAAUCUAUUGUGUCUUGCUCACUGGUGAGCUUGAUGGGUUAAGCCAUUUUAUAGUAUAUUUAUUUUAUUACGAUUAUAAGGCUAUUGUACAUACCUUUGAGUACUGUAACUUGUAAACCUCCAACAGGUCUACAAAAUCUUACUGCCAAAUAAAAUAUCAAUGGUAAACUUGAAAUUAUUCCAG
This is a messenger RNA of Aricia agestis (brown argus), 1467 nucleotides long. It is a transcript of the gene Eaf6, whose product is annotated as chromatin modification-related protein MEAF6. The transcript has 4 exons. Bases 111 to 923 code for a protein of 270 amino acids. Gene Ontology annotation, cellular component: NuA4 histone acetyltransferase complex. The record is from RefSeq and is a predicted model, not a curated record. Lineage: Eukaryota; Metazoa; Arthropoda; Insecta; Lepidoptera; Lycaenidae.